AUGUCUGGCGGCAGCAACGACUUCCGCGUGGUCAUCGCGGGCGGCAGCAUCGCGGGCCUAAGCUUGGCGCUGGCGCUGGAGCGGGCGGGCGUCGACUUCGUGGUCCUCGAGGCGCACGCGCAGGUCGCGCCGCAGGUCGGCGCUAGUAUCGCUGUGCUGCCGAGCGGCUUCCGCGUGCUGGACCAGCUGGGCUGCUACGCGGACGUCUUGGAGCUGGUGAAUUGUUCGAUUGACAACUUCAUCAUCCGCGACGCCGGCGGCGCCAAGCUGAUCCAUGUUGAGCAUCUGGAGGAGCAUCUGAUGCAGCGCCAUGGGUAUCCCAUGAUCUUCUUCGAGAGAAGGAUGGUUAUCGAUGUGCUGUACAGGAACAUCCGCCAGAAGGACAAGGUCUUGACCUCCCGGCGCGUCGUUGGCUUUCAGCAAGACGAGCAGGGCGUCGUCGUGGAAUGUCAGGACGGUUCUGUCUAUCGGGGAAGUAUUCUCGUCGGGGCGGAUGGCAUCCGGAGUACUGUGGCCCGGAAGAUGUCGGAGUUGAACGGCACUUCUAAGAAAGAUCUUCCAGUCCAGUACAGAUGCCUAUUCGGCAUAUCCGAUAAAGUCCCAGGCAUAGAAGAGAACACAAUGCACCAUGUCACCAACUACUCUUCAUCACUCUUCGCCGCAUCAGGGCCCAACGACCGGACUUACUGGUGCUUGUUCACCAACCUGGGAGACACGUAUUAUGGAGAUGCGCUGCCACCGUACGGUGAGGAGGAGGAGGCCGAGACCGCAAAAAUCCAUGGCCCGGACGCUGUCACGGAGACGGUGAAGUUCUCGGACCUGUACGAGCGGCGAAUCACGAGCGUGAGCACGCCGCUACAUGAGGGCGUGUUGGAGAAGUGGUACGAUGGGCGGUGUCUGGUGGUCGGUGAUGCAGUGCAUAAGUUCAACCCCAUCAUCGGGCUCGGAGGUAUGAGCGCGUUGGAGACGACCGCCGCGCUCACUAACAACCUCCUCGCCCUCCUGAAGCAAUCUCCAUUCCCAUCCCGCGCCGAAGUGGAAUCUGUCUUCGCUGCAACCCAGGAAUCCCGCCGGCCCCGCGCAAAGGCGCUGGUCGACGUCUCCACGACGACCCAGCACCGCUUCGCCAUGGAGACGCCCUGGCUGCAGUUCAUGAACCGGUACUUUAUUCCGGCCAAGGGCCAGCGGUCGGCCCUGCGGCUGCUGUCUGAGGCGUACCCCGGCGCGACAAGCCUCAAGGUUGCGCGGCAGGGCACGUCGACGGAAAAUAGCAAGGCGCUGCCGGCGUGGCUGCCCAAGCCGACUGCGCGUGCGUUUCCUUACGAGGACGAGCUCCUUCGGGCGCCCGUGCCGAGGACGGCCUUCUUCAGCCUGGUAACCACCAUCACACUUGUCGGCUUGGGUCUUUUAGGGGUGCGCCUGCUCUUACAGACGUCCCUUUCGAACGGGACUUUCAGGCUCGUGGAUGAGGCGGUCUGGCAAAGAAGCGUCGAGGUGCCGGGGAAAGGAAUGGUAGAGCUGAAGCCGCUGAUCGGGCCGAACGGCUUUUUAUCCGGCGUGGAUGAGCUACUAACGACGCUGGUUGCCGUAUUUUUGCCCCUUGUUGCAGAGGACGUAACGGAGGUGGCGAGCCUGGAGAGGAAGUUGCACGCCGGCUACUUUCUCGUAUCCGUCUUCCUGCCCAUCAUUGCGGUGAUCGUGGUCGAGGGUAGCAGGAGGAGGAAUACCUGGUCGUUAGUAUGGAGCCCCAGCAUCUGGCUCGCCCUGGCCCAGCUCUUCGGCCUCGGCCUCAUCAUGCCCCUCUACGUCCUCGCAUUUUUCAGGAGCUCCGCACAUACGGCGUACUGGAUGCCUGCCGAGCGCUUCGUCCCCGAGCGCUUCAGCAAGGCGGUCUUGCCGGCCCUGGUGCUCGGCUUCCUCGUCCCGUCGGCGCUGCUGGCCGCGCCGAUGGUCUCCACUGGAGUACAGAAGUACAUCCAGCAGAUCAUCGCAUUCUGGCAGGUCACGCCUGUGUUGACGUCGUGGCUGGCCGAGGUAAUAGCGAGGUAUUUUGUCCGGUCGACGGUGACGGCCAAGCACGGGGCCGUCGAGGAUUACUCUGGGCUGGAUAUUCCGAGCCUAAGCCGGCUCUACGAUGCUAUUUUCUUCGUGGCGGGCAGUGUACACGCUGCAAUGCUACUGGCUGUCAUUUGGGUGUCUGGCUUGUCCAUCGUUGGCAUCUUCCUGCCGAGCCAGACAGCGACCCCGGUGGCGAGUAUUGUGGAAGGUGUGGGCGUUUUUAUCAAGUAUGACCUUCUCAUGACUGUUGUGGCGACUAUAAUGUGGUGUAUAAUCAAUUUCAUGGAAAUGAAAAGGGUGGGGAUCAUUCAGGGCUCGACGUUGAAACGCGUUGUGUGGCUCACGGCCGGUUGUGUUGCUGUCGGACCUGGAGCAACAUUGAUUGCACUUUGGAAAUGGAGGGAGAAGAGGACGGCGAGGCCUGAGUUGAAGGCAUAA
Molecule: messenger RNA, 2496 nt
Organism: Diaporthe amygdali
Lineage: Eukaryota; Fungi; Ascomycota; Sordariomycetes; Diaporthales; Diaporthaceae
Product: fad binding domain protein
Exons: 5
Coding region: 1-2496 (831 amino acids)
Molecular function (GO): FAD binding
Source: RefSeq, a predicted model, not a curated record